Messenger RNA from Patiria miniata (bat star), 2419 nucleotides. Its product is annotated as mediator of RNA polymerase II transcription subunit 15-like. The coding region runs from base 210 to 1439 and encodes 409 amino acids. NCBI's taxonomy places the organism in Eukaryota, Metazoa, Echinodermata, Asteroidea, Valvatida, Asterinidae. Gene Ontology annotation, cellular component: nucleus. The record is from RefSeq and is a predicted model, not a curated record. Gene Ontology annotation, biological process: regulation of transcription by RNA polymerase II. Gene Ontology annotation, molecular function: transcription cis-regulatory region binding. The transcript has 8 exons.
GCGAAACGUGCAUUUUUGUCGUGAACAUUGACGUCAAUAUUCGCGAUGUGUGAUGUCCCUUCAAAGCCACCAUACGUACAUGACGUAGGAGGAAAACAGCGAGAGCUUGAAGCUUGUGCCUAGCCUGUGUGAGUGUGAGAGAUUUCCGAAUUUCGACUGCUGAAUUUUACCGGUUGGUGUCACAUUUAAUUGGAUUAGGCCUACCCAUCAUGCGCCAAGCCAACCAGCCCGGUCCGGGAGUGAUGUUCCAGCCAGUCAGCCAGCCGUUGAUGGCGAGCUCUGGCCCCGUUGGGUUCCAGCCCAACUCGCCAAACAAGAAGGUUCCUGCACUCAUGGGACUAUCCAUAGUCCACGUCGCGCUUGGAUGCUUGAGCACCAUUCUUGGGAUCGUUGCCAUUAUACUUAAGUGUAAUUAUUCGUAUGUUGGAUGGGGACUUUGGAGUGGAGUUUCGUUUUUCGGAGUGACUGGAAUUCUGGGCCUGAUUGGUGCGACUCGAAAGAAUAACAACGGCAUAGUCAUUGCAUUCAUGGUGAUGUCCAUAAUCUCUGCAGCUGUCGCCUUCCAGUUGCUGGUUGCUGCUGCUAUGGCUGCUGCAAGCGAGAGGUAUAGCACUUGCCAUCCAGGCACGUCCUACCGCAGCUCUGGAUCUUGUUAUACCCAGCGACCUGGACGUGUGGCCGUGGAUUCGUUGCUGGCGAUAACCGGCCUUGCUGAGAUGGUGAUCGCUGUCGUGAGUGCGUCCCUGUCCUGCUACGGCAUGUGUAGUUGCUGUCGUUCCUACACCCCCGUUACGGUUCAGUACGUGCCCCAACAGUUGGUACCCAUGAUGCCUGUGCAAGCACAGCAGCAGCAGCAACAGCACUUGCAGCAACAGCAGCAGCAACAGCAGCAGCAGCAGCAACAGCAGUUGCAGCAACAGCAGUUGCAGCAGCAGCAGGAGCAACAGCAGUUGCAGCAGCAGCAGGAGCAACAGCAGUUGCAGCAACAGCAGCAACAACAGUUACAGCAGCAGCAGCCGCAGCAGGCCGGCCACGGUUUUAUUGCAGUGAAUGCACAGCAGCAACAAGGGCCAUCGCAGCAACAACCAAUGCAGGCUCCUACCGCCAUGCAAGGAAGCCCGAUCGGUUCACAGUAUGUGACCGAUUACCGUGCGAGCCCAACCCAGCAGAUGGCAAAUCCUCCCCAGCAAAUCGCUUACGUUCCGCAACCAGUUGGUCCGGCAACUCAAAUGGUGAUCGCUCCCCAGCCCGUCAGUAUGGCUCCCCAGCAAGUGGUGGUCUCGGUACCGAGCCAGACCGCACCAACCGGGCCCGUGGAAGCCGGUGGGCCUACGGCCGAAACCCCGGACGCUUACGCUAACCAGGCGGGCGUUACCAACAGCGGAGGGUCUGAGCAUUUCCAUCACGAUGACAAAGAAGGCCUUUUGGAGACUGUCUAAACUGUAGUCAGUCACUAAAUGCUUUGCACAAUUGCAUAAAAUGCUUUUGAUGUACUGAGCUUGUUUUCACGAUGACUAGUUUGUUAGUUUGCUUUUUAAUACACGUAUAACCUUUUUGGAGAUAUGGCUGGCACAAUAUAGGAAGGCACAAGUUAGAUCUAGAGUGUGUUAUGUUGAGCACCAAAAAGCUAAAACCGAUGCCUCUGGUGGUCCAUACAACUGCUGCAUGUUAUUAUUUGGAACAAAAUUAUGACAACCACAAUUUGUUUUUGUCCAUUCAGGAGUUGAAAUAACUGUAACUUUAUUGAACCACUUUUCAUUCUUAGUUCAGAAGCUGUAUAUGGUCGUUUGACGUUAAAACUUUUUGUGUAUAUCGGUGCAUGUGGGUACAUUUGCAAUAUUUUUACGACACUGUUUCUACAUUAUGAAAAUGUUCUUUUUAAUGGGUAUCAGAGUGAAAGGUUAAGGUAGGAGGGAGCAGAGACGGAAAAUGUUUACGAAUAUCAUCCUUAAAAACAUUAAAAAAACGAAACAUUCAAAAACGGAAGCAAACAUAAAAUAUAAAAUAUUGUACUGGUCAGUGAACCGAUGUGUACCAAAAAAAUACUAAACAUUUAAUCCGUCCACUUCAUUAAUUUACUACAAAUGCAGUGUAAGCAUUACCUUUAACAUAUAGGCAAUUCUUUUCAGGAGUGUUAAACCAUUCAUUAUUAUGUACUCGGUAUUGCAUUUGUAUAGCAUUAACCAGAACUAACUAAAACUAAAAAAGAAAUACAUUCUAUGAACUUUUUAGAGUUGUAAACUGAAACAAAACUGGAUCUAAAUUUAGAACUGUCCAACAUUUCAGUGUACAUGUUUUGUUAUUUUUUUAUCUAAAGUUUAUAUUUUCUUAUUCUGUAGUUAUUCCUGGCUUUGCUUGUGUUAUCCAGUGUUGUGUAAUAAAACGCACUAUAAAAAGAAAAUAAACUACUUUACAAUUA